This is a messenger RNA of Sphaerodactylus townsendi, 4364 nucleotides long. Its product is annotated as bcl-2-associated transcription factor 1-like. Gene Ontology annotation, cellular component: mediator complex. Gene Ontology annotation, molecular function: transcription coregulator activity; DNA binding. Gene Ontology annotation, biological process: positive regulation of transcription by RNA polymerase II. Lineage: Eukaryota; Metazoa; Chordata; Lepidosauria; Squamata; Sphaerodactylidae. The record is from RefSeq and is a predicted model, not a curated record.
GCCCGCGCCUCCUGGCGUCUCUAUGGUCUCCCUGCGCCUACCUCUUCUCUCUCUUCCUUCACGGAGACGGAAAAUGGCUGCCGAGCGGCGGUGGUAGAGGCGGGCCGGAGACGUCGCCUGGAGGGGAAUUGAUAUUUGAGUGCCUACUAAGAACUGUAAAUUCCUUCCUUACUGACAUAUAGGACUGCCAGGUAAACCAGUAGAGGACAAUGGGUCGCUCUAAUACUAGAUCACAUUCUUCACGAUCAAAGUCCAGAUCUCAGUCCAGUUCAAGGUCAAGGUCAAGAUCACAUUCUAGAAAAAAGAGAUACAGUUCCAGGUCUCGAUCUAGAACAUAUUCACGCUCUCGCAGUAGAGAUCGCAUGUACAACAGAGAUUAUCGCAGAGAUUACAGGAAUAACAGAGGGAUGAGACGCCCCUAUGGCUACAGAGGAAGAGGCAGAGGAUAUUACCCAGGAGGUGGUGGUAGAUAUCAUCGUGGAGGCUACAGACCCUGCUCUUGGAACAGAAGGCACUUCCCGGAAAGUCCUAGGCACGGGCCAAGCUCUCGCCGCUCUAGAAGUCCUGCGUUUAAGAUCAGUCUCUUCCCCAGAGGUCUCGCGCAGCAGAUCUGCGGCCGCGAUCCUACCGAUCUUCUUAGAUCUCCAAGGUCCUUCUUUCUUAUCUCGCCUCGCCUUUCUCCGGUCGACAUUGCAAAUCACCUGCCUCUUCCAUAAAGGCGCUGGCGAAUUCGCCAGAAAAAGCAAGCCAAGAAAGGCCGUUUAACGGGAGCUGCUUUGCAGGACAGCCCGUUAAAAAAUAAAUCCCAAGAGGAAGAUAAAGGGGCGUUCGAACACGACCCAUCUGAGCCCAUGGAUGACUUCAAUAAAUCAGCAGCCACUUCAGGUGAUAUCUGGCCCGGACUUUCAGCCUAUGAUAACAGUCCUCGGUCUCUCCACAGUCAUUCUGUUGCUUCCCCACCUAGUCAGAGCUCUUCAGGCUCUGAUGCUCACUUGCUCAGCACGGUUCACUCAGCAAAAGACACGCCUCAGCAUUCACAUUCCAUUCAACACAGCCCCGGGAGGUCCGGGUCGGGUUCUCUGGGAAACGGGUCCAGUCGCUACAGCCCUUCCCAGAACAGCCCGCUUCAUCACAUUCCUACAAGAAGAAGUCCUGCCAAAGCAACCGCGUCGCAGAACGCUCCACGCGAGGAGGCUCGCAUGCGCUCCUUUUAUCCAGAGGCUGGGGAGCAGGAAAGCGCAAAGGGUGGGAAAUUCCUGAAAAGGUUCACAGAUGAAGACUCUAGAGUAUACCUGCUUGAUAGAGGUAAUGCUAGGGAGAAAGAUACGCAAAAGGAGAGAGGAUCAGAAAAAGGCAGGACAGAGGGAGAAUGGGAAGAUCAGGAAGCUUUGGAAUAUUAUAUGGAUAAAGAGUCUGGGAAACAAAAAUUUAAUGAUUCUGAAGGGGAUGACACUGAGGAGACAGAAGAUUAUAGACAGUUCAGGAAGUCUGUUCUGGCAGAUCAGGGUAAGAGCUUUGCUGCAUCUCACCGGAAUACUGAGGAGGAAGGAUCCAAGUACAAAUCUAAAAUCUCUAUGAAGACAAGUAGAGAGAGUGAAAGUUUUAGAGAAGACAAAAGUUACAAGCUUAAGGAGACUCCUAGUUACCUAGUAGAGAGGCCCGGUUUGCUGAAAGACAAGCACAAGGAAGACGAGAAGAUGUCCGAGAGAAUGAUGAAGAAAGACACCCAGUCACCUGACCAGGUAAAGUCUGAGAAGCUCAAAGAACUCUUUGAUUAUAGCCCCCCUCUGCACAAGAAUCUGGACGCCAGAGAAAAAUCGACGUUCAGGGAGGAGAGCCCCCUUAGGAUCAAAAUGAUAGCCAGCGACUCUCACCGGCCGGAAGUGAAACUUAAAAUGGCCCCGGUGCCACUCGACGAUUCCAACAGGCCCUUGACUAAAGACAGGCUGCUUGCUAGCACACUUGUCCAUUCGGUCAAGAAGGAGCAAGAGUUCCGGUCCAUCUUUGACCACAUUAAGCUCCCGCAAGCCAGCAAAAGCACAUCAGAGUCAUUUAUUCAGCACAUUGUGUCCUUAGUUCAUCAUGUCAAAGAACAAUAUUUCAAGUCAGCUGCCAUGACCCUAAGUGAGAGGUUCACUGCAUAUCAGAAGGCUACUGAAGAACAUACCGCCCGGCAAAAGAGCCCGGAAAUUCACAGGAGGAUUGACAUCUCCCCAAGUGCCCUGAGGAAGCACACCCGUUUAGCGGGGGAAGAGAGAGCCUUUAAAGAAGACGCUCAGAAAGGAGAUAAAAAAUUAAAGUGUGACACGGCCGAUCUUCGACACGACAUCGACCGUCGCCGAAAAGAAAGAAGUAAAGAACGAGGAGACUCUAAAGGUUCCCGGGAAUCCAGCGGAUCCAGAACGCAGGAGAAAAUUUCAAAAGAUUACAAGGAGUAUAAAACUUUCAAGGAGGACAGUAAACAAAAAAGAGAGCCAGACCGUUCUCGAUCUUCCUCAACUUCCUCCCCAUCUUCCUCUUCAUCCAGUUCCCGAGAAGAGAAAGAAUGCAAGAAAGAACGAGACGAAGAGUUUAAGCCUCAUCACGAACAAAAAGAAUACCCUGGCUUUACAGGAGUCGGAAGACCCAGAGGAACUUUCUUUCGAAUUAGGGGCAGAGGAAGAGCCAGAGGUGUGUUUGCUGGAAUAAAUACUGGUCCCAGUAACUCAAAUCCCGCUUUUCAAAAGAGACCGAAGGAGGAAGAAUGGGAUCCUGAAUAUACCCCCAAAAGCAAGAAGUACUUCUUGCAUGAUGAUAGAGAUGACGGCGUGGAUUACUGGGCCAAAAGAGGAAGAGGCCGGGGCAUUUUCCAGCGUGGCCGAGGAAGAUUUAACUUCAAAAAAUCAGGUAGCAGCCCAAAGUGGACUCAUGACAAAUAUCAAGGGGAUGGGCUUGUGGAAGAAGAAGAAGAAACAAUGGAAAGCGAAGACAAAGAGAGGCGCAAGGAAGAAAAGGAAUAACUCUGAAGACCCAUUCCAACGGAAACUUGUGCGCCAUCCACACCGCAUUUUUAAUAUGACUGUUGUCGUCAAAUGAAUGUAAGCAUUUUACUUCAAUUUUACCGUUGGAGAGUAGUUUAGGUUUUUUGUUUUAAUUCUUUAGUGAUUCACUUAAUAGUAGCCGGUAACAAUUAUACAGAAGCAAGUAGGAAAAAAAAUAUAACGCUGUUUGUCUUGAUCAGUUUUUAAAAACGUCUGCUGUUUGUAUAAGCAGUGUAAUUUUGCUUUGUCCGAAAGAGAUGGUUGAAGCGUUGAGAACUGUACUUCAUUGACCCUCCACAAUUGUGUUUUAUUCUGAAGUCAACCUUAGUCUGCACAUCUAAAUCUUGAGCAGCAUUUUUUAAAAAAAUAAAUCAGUAUUAAAUCUGAACUCUAUGCUGGAGUUAGCAUUUUCCUUAGUUUUAAGUUUGUUUCUGUGGCUUAUGUUUAAAUUGUAGUGUAAUAAUUGCUUGGUCUGAUUUUGGGGGGUGGGGGGGAAAACUGAUAUUUCACUUAACGGUGACCCAGCUGCAUAUAGUUAAUUUUGUCAACGCGUGAAUAGCGCUGAAGGACUAAGGGGUUGCAAUCUGUUUUCACAAAAACGAUUUCUGUUCAGGUUUGGAAACUAUAGUAUAUUCUGUUUUUUUGAAGAGUGGAAGUAGGAGGUAUUUGCAGAGUUGGUGUUGAGAUCGUAUUAAUUAUUUCAUACAUUCACAUUUCUAGACUACGAUGGGAGUUCUCUUCUGAACAGAUCUAGAUCUGACAAGUAGAAUUGUAGCUUAACAGGUGCUACGUUUCUCCGACCGCAUACCCUAACAGCUAAUGGGGAAAUGCCUCAACUUGUUUUUGCAACAGCAUUAAAAAUAGCUUGACCUUCUACCCACUCUUUUCUAACAAGAAGAUCUGUCCUACAUUCCAAAUGCAUGUGCCAUUAGGCGUACAACUGAAAGAGGUAAAAUUGUAGUGAAUAAAAGUUAUCUCUUUAACACAAGCAUGCUUCAAUAUGUUCUUUCAGAAUUUACAUGCAUAAUAAAUAUCGUCUGCUGUAAAACACUAGCUAAUCCAUUUUAAAACAUUUAAGCCGAGUGAAUAAUGAGUGUGAAAUAGCAUUAUUACUGCGGGAACGUGAAGAGGAAGACUCGUUUGUUUUCUGGCGAAAGUGUCGGCCCAGAAGUUCGUGGCCGUUAUCGAUCCAGCUAUUAUGUGUAUAAUUCUUUUCCCCAGAUUGUAAAAUAGUCUGUUUUGUUUUUUUCUGUGGGUUUUCUUUGGUAAAUAACCUGACACGAAAUGGGAUAUCUCCAUCAUGUUUUCGGUCUUCAGUGGAAUAAAAAUAUGAAAAUUCUAAAA